This is a messenger RNA of Scatophagus argus, 2507 nucleotides long. Its product is annotated as alanine aminotransferase 2-like. Lineage: Eukaryota; Metazoa; Chordata; Actinopteri; Scatophagidae. The coding region runs from base 365 to 1708 and encodes 447 amino acids. The transcript has 11 exons. Gene Ontology annotation, molecular function: pyridoxal phosphate binding; L-alanine:2-oxoglutarate transaminase activity. Gene Ontology annotation, biological process: biosynthetic process. The record is from RefSeq and is a predicted model, not a curated record.
ACAUCAAUUGUCACGUUCUGCCAUCUGAUGAACAGCAACAGGUGCAGCCUGUUGUGACCAGGAAGCAAAGUGACAGACACCAAACCGGAGCUGAUGAUUACACAAAGGAUCUGCUGAUUCAAUGACGAUGAAUCGUGAGUCGGUUUAGACGAGGAGGGAAAUGAAAAAGACUCAAAGUCUCAUCGUACAGCUGCAUUAAACCAGCAAUCCUCGAGCGAGUCUACAGCCAGAAACGGAGAAGUUUGUGUCGGUGGUGGUGGUGUCAUCCCGGUCCAGGCCAGCGCUCUGCUGCUCGUCAGGCCUAAACAGACUCUGUGCCAGGGUCCUCUUAGUGAAACACAAGGCUGCUAACGAGGGAACACGCAUGUGUGAGAUGAACGGAGUCAAGAAACCUUUCACAGAAGUCAUCAGAGCUAACAUCGGCGAUGCCCACGCAAUGGGUCAGAAGCCGAUCACUUUUCUCAGACAGGUCUUGGCUCUGUGUUCUUACCCUGAACUCCUGGAAGACAACAAGUUUCCAGAGGACGCCAAGAUCAGGGCGCGGCGUAUUCUUGAAGUCUGCGGAGGCCACAGUAUAGGGGCCUACAGUGCUAGCCAGGGCAUUGAGUGCAUCCGUCAGGAUGUGGCGCGCUACAUAGAGAAGAGAGAUGGUGGGAUCCCCUCCAACCCCGACAACAUCUACCUCUCCACUGGGGCCAGUGAUGCCAUUGUGACUACGCUGAAGUUGCUGGUGUGUGGCGAGGGCCGUGACCGCACAGGAGUGAUGAUCUCCAUCCCGCAGUACCCUCUGUACUCAGCCGCCCUGGCCGACCUGGAUGCCGUGCAGAUCAACUACUACCUGGACGAGGAUAAGUGCUGGAGUCUGGAUGUUGCGGAGCUCAGGAGAGCCCUUAAAGCAGCCAGGCAGCACUGCAACCCCCGCGUCCUGUGCAUCAUCAACCCCGGAAACCCCACCGGUCAGGUCCAGAGCAGACAGUGCAUUGAAGAUGUGAUCCGAUUCGCUAAAGAGGAGCAUCUCUUCCUCAUGGCUGAUGAAGUGUACCAGGACAAUGUGUAUGCAGAGGGCUGCAAGUUUCACUCCUUUAAGAAGGUGUUGUUUGAGAUGGGCCCAGAGUACUCCAGUACGGUGGAGAUGGCCUCCUUCCACUCCACCUCCAAAUGCUACAUGGGAGAGUGUGGCUUCCGUGGAGGCUACAUGGAGGUGAUCAACAUGGACCCUGAGGUGAAGGCUCAACUCACCAAGCUGGUGUCGGUGCGUUUGUGCCCACCAGUCCCUGGACAGGCUCUCCUGGACCUGGUGGUUAACCCCCCACAGCCUGACGAGCCCUCCUACGCCACGUUUAUGAAGGAGCGGACGGCCGUGUUAGCAACGUUAGCAGAGAAAGCCAGGCUAACGGAGCAGAUCUUAAACACGGUGCCUGGGAUCACCUGCAACCCAGUGCAAGGCGCCAUGUACAGCUUCCCACGCAUCACUCUACCUCAGAAGGCCAUCGACAAGGCAAAGGAGGAAGGAAUCGCCCCGGACAUGUUCUACUGCAUGAGGCUGCUGGAGGAGGACGGUAUCUGCCUGGUGCCAGGAAGUGGCUUUGGCCAGAGAGAGGGAACCUUCCACUUCAGGAUGACCAUCUUGCCUCCCACUGAGAAGCUGAAGGUUGUGCUGCAGAGGAUCCGCGAGUUCCACUUACGGUUCACACAAGAGUUUUCCUAACGACUUUAUCCACCAACUUUCAACUACUACUCAAGAACCAACUCAUCCAGUGCCAGUAUCAUCAAGUGCCUUUGCGUGAAGGAGGCAGCAAUCUUAAAGGAGUAGUUCACCCAAAAAUGAAAAGUCAGUCGGUCAGUCACCACAGGAAAAUCAGGUGAAGUUUCUUUGUCCACAAAUAUUUCUGCAGCUGUGCAUUGUCUGAAACUACUGAGGCAGCUGGUGAUUUGUUUUGAAAUGUAAAGAAAAAAAAAUAUAACUUCAAGUUCUUAAACAAGUCCACAGCUUCCUCAGGCUAAGAAACUUCUCCUGACUUUCUGUCGGCAUCGGGGUGAGGAGGUAAUGACUGAGUUUUCAUUUUUGGGUGAACUAUCCUGUCACCUCAAGGCUGAAUUCUCAGUAGAUUUUCACACCUGAAGAACCUUGAACAUUUCCUUGUCCAUACAGCUGGUGACAGCUAGUUGGAGUUCCCACUCUCGUGUGUUCGUACAGCAUGUAAAGAUGUAAUGGUUUUAAUUACAUGACGCACUCUGCCAAAGUAUUACCCGGCCAGGUUUGUAACAUUCAAAAAGAUGUUACAGUGCUGAUUGUAUGUUCUUAUCUAUAGAGUUUAAGCUAUUUCAGAUGCUGCAUUCAGGGGCAUCGCUCUCCUGCCAAGACAUGUGCUGUCAGAUUAGUUGGAGUUAUCAAGUUAAUAGCAUGUUAGCUGCUUAAUGAUUAACCUAACUGGUUGUAGAGCCAUUUGUUUUACUAAUGUUUAAAUUGUUCUUAUGUGUAAUUAAAAACACCCGAAUCUCUAAAA